This is a messenger RNA of Gilbertella persicaria, 1332 nucleotides long. RefSeq lists its product as uncharacterized. Gene Ontology annotation, cellular component: mitochondrion. The record is from RefSeq and is a predicted model, not a curated record. The transcript is spliced from 3 exons. NCBI's taxonomy places the organism in Eukaryota, Fungi, Mucoromycota, Mucoromycetes, Mucorales, Choanephoraceae. Bases 1 to 1332 code for a protein of 443 amino acids. Gene Ontology annotation, molecular function: FAD binding; sulfide:quinone oxidoreductase activity.
AUGUUGUCUGUACGUGCUCGCCUUUCCUCUAUCAUCAACAAACGCACAUUUGCUACUGUAACUGAGGCUACCAAGAAGCCUAAUGUUGAUCAAAAAUUCAAGGUUGUCGUAGUUGGUGGUGGACCUGGUGGUCUUUCAGUUUCAUCUACUGUCUCUAAGUUGCUUGGUAAAAACCAAGUUGCUGUCAUUGAACCUUCUCUCAGACAUUAUUAUCAACCUGCAUGGACAUAUGUUGGUGGUGGUCUCAAGGAUUUCAGCGAAUCUUUCAAGCCUAUGGGUGAUGUUAUGCCUAAUGAAGCUGAAUGGAUUCAAAACAAGGUCGUUUCAUUUGACCCUGACAACAAUACUGUCAAGCUUGCUGAUGGGCAAACUGUAGGAUAUGAUUAUUUGGUUGUUGCAGCAGGUAUUCAAAUCAAUUGGGAUGAUGUCAAGGGCUUAAAGGAGGCUCUUGGUAAGGAUGGUGUCACAUCCAACUAUGAUGCUGAUAGUGUUCAAAAGACUUACAAGUUCCUUCAAGAAUUCAAAGGCGGUAAUGCUCUCUUUACCUUCCCCAACACUCCCAUCAAGUGUCCAGGUGCUCCUACCAAGAUUGCUUUCUUGGCUGAAGAAAUUUUCCGUCUUUCUGGUAUUCGUGACAAGACCAACGUGAUUUACAACACUGCUGCUGCCAAGCUUUACGGUCUUGAUUAUUAUGCUAAAGUGCUUGACAAGUUAGCCGAUGAACGUAAAAUUGUAGCCAACCUUCAACAUGAAUUACUUGAAAUUGAUGCUAACAACCACAAAGCUGUUUUCAGAAACAACACCAACCAAGAAGUUAAGAUUUUUGAAUACGAUUUCAUUCAUGUUGCUCCUCCUCAAGGACCCCCCAAUUUCAUUAAAGAAUCCAAGUUGGCUGAUGCUGCUGGCUGGGUCGAUGUCAACAAAGAUACUUGUCGUCACAACAAGUACAAGAACGUCUUUUCCUUAGGUGAUUGUUCCUCUCUCCCUACUUCCAAGACUGCUGCUGCUAUCACAGUUGAAUCUGGUGUCUUGAAAAAGAAUUUGAUCGCCGAUCUUCAAGGCAAAAAGAUUGAGCAAGCCGUCUAUGAUGGUUACAGUAGUUGCCCUUUGGUUGUUGGCCGCAACCAACUCAUUUUGGCAGAGUUUUCUGGCUACACUAGUAAGCCUCUUGAGACUUUUCCCGUCGAUCAACGUCAAAUUAGUAAGACUGCUCAAUUCGUGAAUAAGGAAAUUAUUCCUAGAAUUUAUUGGAAUGGUUUAUUGAAGGGCACAUGGACUGGUCCUACUACUGUUCGUCGUCUCUUUGAUCCUAUCCGUCCUAAGCGUGAUUAA